Eucalyptus grandis is the source of this 1352-nucleotide messenger RNA. RefSeq names its product probable RNA-binding protein ARP1. The record is from RefSeq and is a predicted model, not a curated record. The transcript is spliced from 6 exons. Lineage: Eukaryota; Viridiplantae; Streptophyta; Magnoliopsida; Myrtales; Myrtaceae. Bases 73 to 942 code for a protein of 289 amino acids. Gene Ontology annotation, molecular function: RNA binding.
CUUCCAUAAACUCCCUUGGUCUUUCUCCUCCUCUCUCUCUCUAGAACCUCUCAGGAUUCGCUCCGACAUUGCAUGGUCUUAGCCAGUCCAGAGGCGGGCGGAAGAGAAACGAGAGAGCUCCGGUCGUCGCGCGGCGGGUGUUUUUGUCGGGAGAUGACGAUGAGCGGCAACGGCGUGGGCCAGUUCGGAGACACCACCCUGACCAAGGUGUUCGUGGGCGGCCUGGCGUGGGAGACUCCGAAGGAGGCCAUGCGCGAGCACUUCGAGAAGUACGGCGAGAUCCUGGAGGCCGUCAUCAUCCUCGACAAGGUCACCGGCAGAUCCAAGGGCUACGGCUUCGUGACGUUCAAGGAUCCUGAAGCUGCUAAGAAGGCUUGCGAGGAGGCGACGCCGGUCAUCAACGGCCGCCGCGCCAACUGCAACCUGGCUUCGCUCGGCGCUCGCCGCCCCAAGUCCACGGCCGCCGCCGCCACUCCUCCUCCUCCUCCUCCUCCUCCUCCUCCCCCUACUAUCCCGCAGCAAGGAUCGAACAUUGUUGGACCAAGGUCGAUGGCAUCCACACCAGCAAAUCAUCAAAUGCAGUGGUAUUAUCCUGCGGGGACACCAGCUUUGCCCUACCAUCACCAGCACCAUCAGGCCGUUCCUUUCUACGGGUACUCCCCAGCCUACAUCGCCACUGACAUGAACUACAACCACAAAGUAAGCUACACCGGAGGGGCCUACGUGAACGCGCACUACUCACAAAUGUAUCCGAGCCAGGCUAUGAUGCCGAUGUACCCGCUCUAUCCCCACUACCCUCACCACCAUCAGUCCCACACAGUGGGCCUCCCGGCGCACGUCUUCCAGCCAGCAUCGGCCGGGCCCAUGACCGCGGUCCCGGCCCUCAUGUCCAAGCCUGCCUCCAUCGCUGCUCCCAACACAGUGUGCUUGGCUGUGGAAUAGGUACAGUGGGUGCAGGUGGUGACGGCUUUAAAAAGGGUGGCUAGGUGGCAAAAAUAAAACAUUUAACCCAGAAGAAACAGGGAAGAGGAGGGAGGAUGACUGCUCAGAACAACAUUAUUAUCUGAUCUGGGGCGGCUACUUCUUUUCCAAUUCUUUUCUUUUUUGUUGAUUCUUCAAUUUUUUUAGGGGGGUCUGAUAAGAUUCUUUUAUUCUCUCUCUCUCUCUAUCUCUGUCUAUCUCUGUCUAUCUCUCUAGCUAACAUGCAUAUGAGCUGUGAACCAAUUAAAAAAAGGAGCAAAAAGACCAUGUAAGAGGAAGCAUGUGUAUUGGGUUCACCCAUAACUUAUGGGUCUUGCACUGAUGGCUUCAUUGAACUUUCUCUGCAUAAAGCUGAAAUCUUUAAAUAAUUA